Molecule: messenger RNA, 771 nt
Organism: Tribolium castaneum (red flour beetle)
Lineage: Eukaryota; Metazoa; Arthropoda; Insecta; Coleoptera; Tenebrionidae
Product: glutathione S-transferase 1
Exons: 2
Coding region: 42-698 (218 amino acids)
Biological process (GO): glutathione metabolic process
Molecular function (GO): glutathione transferase activity
Source: RefSeq, a predicted model, not a curated record
UAUCGAAUCAGUGUUUCAUUGUGUGCAAAGUGGUCAACAUCAUGGCACCUACACUGCACAUGCUUUAUGCAAGUCCUCCGGCAAGAGCUGUCAUGAUGACGGCCAAAGCCAUCGGACUUGAACUCAAUCUGAAAGAAGUUGAUUUCAUGAACGAGGAACAUUUAAAACCCGAAUAUGUGAAAAUGAACCCUCAACACACAAUUCCAACACUUGUAGACGACGAUGGCUUCAUAAUUUGGGACAGUCAUGCCAUCAUGAUCUACCUGGUCUCCAAAUACGCCAAAGACGACGCACUUUACCCCAAAGAUAUCAAAAAACGGGCAGUUAUUGACCAAAGACUCCACUUUGAAUCGGGCGUCGUAUUCGCACUUUUGAGAAGAAUUGCGAGACCAAUUGUUAUCGGAGGUCAGGAUUUUAUUGAAGAGAAAAAUCAAAAAGGUGUUAUUGAAAGUUACGCUUUCUUGGACCAGUUUCUGGACGGGAGAAAAUGGGUUGCUGGUGAUUUUAAAAGCAUUGCAGAUUAUAGUCUGCUUUCAUCGAUCAGUACACUAAACAAGGUGAUUCCUGUCGAUCCUGAAAAGUAUCCAAGAGUCAUCGCUUGGCUGAAAAAAUGCGAGGAACUACCGGAAUACGAGGCCAACCGCAGAGGAGUGCAAGAGAUGGCUGACAUGAUCAACAGCAAGUUGGCUAAAAAAUGACUGGUUCCGUUGUUACAUAAAUCAAUUGUGUCUUUAAUUAAAAAUGAUGAAUAAAACUGUGUUUGUUUAUUUA